AUGUCAACGAGAGAAGUGUCGGAGACCCCGGCUGAAUGGUUUACUGCGGACCCCAAUGAGCAUUGCCGAUCCGAGAAUAUCUUACAACAAGCCUUCGAGAAUGCGGUAGCGCUCUUCUCCCGCGAUUUGACUCACGAUGAAGCAAAGAGAGAAUGGAUUGCAAAGCGGGCCUCAAUUCACGACGUAAGGAGCAUCGCAGAGCUGGCUCGGACGCGGUAUGAGGAAGCCAAGUGUCGGCGUUUCAAGGUGCAAAAAUGGAUAUUAGAACUACCGGCCCGAAUUAUACAUUACAGCCCUGUUUUGGACACUAUUUCUCAGGCGCACCCAGAAUAUGCGGCUCUUGCUUGGGGUGCGAUGAAAUUUGUGCUCAUGAGCGUUCUUGAGCAUGAAAAUUACUUUUCCCGUAUUGCAAAGCAACUAGGUUUAAUUGGCCAGGCUCUACCUCGCGUUGAGCUCUUCGCGCAGCUGUAUCCAACACCAAUCUUACGCGAAGCGCUGUCCAAUCUCUAUGCUCACAUCAUUCUGUUUCUCCAGAAGGCGGUCAGCUGGUAUUGCAAAAAUGCGAUUGGUUCCUCUCAAAACAGCGGUUCCAAUGUCGCCCGCGAAUAA
This is a messenger RNA of Rhinocladiella mackenziei CBS 650.93, 609 nucleotides long. RefSeq lists its product as uncharacterized. The transcript is spliced from 4 exons. Bases 1 to 609 code for a protein of 202 amino acids. The record is from RefSeq and is a predicted model, not a curated record. Lineage: Eukaryota; Fungi; Ascomycota; Eurotiomycetes; Chaetothyriales; Herpotrichiellaceae.